Messenger RNA from Triticum aestivum (bread wheat), 685 nucleotides. RefSeq lists its product as uncharacterized. The record is from RefSeq and is a predicted model, not a curated record. The transcript has a single exon. NCBI's taxonomy places the organism in Eukaryota, Viridiplantae, Streptophyta, Magnoliopsida, Poales, Poaceae. Bases 88 to 678 code for a protein of 196 amino acids.
ACCAGAGUUCGCCCAACCGAGACCGUCACCCUUCCACACAUCUCAUCUAACCUAUGUGCUACUCCCCGGCCUAAAUUUCCUGUCGUGAUGAGGACCAUGGCGCUGCUGCUGCUGGUGUCGCUGCUGGCGGCGGCCACGAGCAACACAUCUGACAACGUGCACAAUGAGAGGAGCGAGGAGGAGACGCGGCGGAUCUUCCUGGAGUGGAAGGCCGAGCUCGGCAAGACCUACAGCUCCCUCGCCGAGGAGGAGCGCGCGUACGACAUGUUCAAGCACCGCCUCCACGACAUCGACCAGUGGUGGCACAAGAGCGGCUACUCCGCCUGGUCCUGGGACAGGGAGAGGAGCGAGGAGGAGACUCGACGGAUCUUCGCGGAGUGGAUGGCCACCAACGACAAGAUCUACAGCUCCAUCGACCACGAGGAGCACCGCUACGCCAUAUUCAAGGACGCCCUCCGUCAAGUCGAUCGGAACAACGCCGGAUAUGCCUUAGGGGUCGACACUAACCACCAGGGCAUCAACGGCUUCACCGAUCUCUCCCUGGAGGAGUUCAACGUCGUUUGCUCCGGGUUCAUCCCGGAGGGCUUCGAGCCAUCGCCGGCCGACUUAAGAAGGGAUGCCGAGAUCCAGGAGCGCUUGCGGCUAGUAUAUGCCCCUCCAUCCCUUUGGGCUCAUUGACAUCAGA